Molecule: messenger RNA, 1423 nt
Organism: Pseudoliparis swirei
Lineage: Eukaryota; Metazoa; Chordata; Actinopteri; Perciformes; Liparidae
Gene: ankrd33ab
Product: ankyrin repeat domain 33Ab
Exons: 4
Molecular function (GO): protein binding
Source: RefSeq, a predicted model, not a curated record
CUGCUGCUGGAAGAUGGCCACUGCAGCAAAGGACGUCCACCUGGGCUCAGGCCCCGAUGAGGACGACGAUGCUCUGUCGGGGAGCGAGUCCGACUCGGAUAGCAUCCUCUCUGAUGACUCGGUGCUUCCAGACUACACUCCAGAGGAAACAGACGGCCAAGCGGCAUCAACACUGUAUCGAGCAUGCGCCCGUAAUGAAUCCGUCUCUCUGCAGAGAGUUCUGGAGAGAGGGGUCACAAAAGAGGAGGUCACAGAGCUCGACAUGAAUGGCAUGAAUGGCUUGAUGGUGGCUUGCUGCAAAGGUUUCUUGGACAUUGUAUACGGGCUCCACACCUGUCCUUUUAUAGACAUAAACCACCAGGACAAUGAAGGCAACACUGCUCUGAUGAUUACAUCCCAAGCAGGUCAUGUCAACACAGUCAUGUAUCUCCUGAACUACUUUGCUGAUAUAGACACUGAAAUAAAGGACUGUCGCGGUUUCACAGCACUCAUCAAAGCUGCUAUGACCGGCGGCAAUGACGUCAUGGCUGCCCUUCUUAUGGCUGGGGCUCACAUACACACAGUGGACUCCACAAAAGGAAAAUGCGCUCGGUAGUGGGCACUGAAAACAGGUCACUAUGAGACCCUGUUCCGUCUCCGCCGCCUUCGUAUGCGGCCAAAAGCUGAGCAGUGCUGUGAAAGUUAUGUCCCUGAGUGGCCGGCGCUCCAGGACAGGGUAGCAAAGGCCACCGCUGAUAACAGUGCCAGAGAAAAAGUCACCCAGCGGAUCAAAAACACAUUCGGAUUCAGAUUCCCUCGUGACCCCCAGGACAACGGGGCUUUGGACCACAUGGUGCGCAUCACCACGAGUGUCCACAGUCCCCUGAUUUCAACAGAAUGCCGUCCACUCUGCCCUACAAGCCCUACUGAGGUCGGGAAGAGACGCAUGGCUGUGCCAGAGCUAAUGAAGAAACACCCAGCUAAGGACCUAGAACAGAACUCAGUGUGCCACAGCAACGGCUCAGUGUCACACAUCAUUCCCACAAUCCAGUCUGCGGAGUCUGUUCCUAUAACGUGCUGUGCCGAGAUGGAGCGGCGAGGCAGCAUGCUCUCAUUGGCUUCCACCAAAGUUACGACCACAUUCAUUUCCCGCACUAUGGCGAGAAGGAACAGCGUGUUCCCAUCAGCCUGCAUCCCCAAAAUCGAUGUCAGCAGGUCUUCAGACGCAACGCCAAAGAAAGAAAAGAAGAAGAAGACGAAGAAGGUCAAGGGCUUCUUAGAACUACCCAUCUGGAGGGACAAGGAGAUCAAGGAUGAGAAAAAGAAGGAGAAGAAGAAAGCUGAGGAAGAAAAUGCAGAGAAAGAGAAAAAGACAAAAAGAAGUGUCACGGGAGUAUUAGGGUGGACCCAAAUGCACGACUCAGGAGACAGAACUGGAAAAUAA